CCUCUCCCCCUCGCGCCCGCCACAUCACCGCCUCCUCUCUUCUUUCUCUUUCAAGCCUCUCUCUCAUACGCAGCCUCACGCAAUGGCGGCCCCAGCCCCCACCACUCCCCCAGCCAUGGACCCCGCAGCCUCGAUCGCGCUGAUCAAAUCCAACCUCGCCGAAGUGCUGAACCCCGAACUCAUCGACGACGUGAUCCUGACCCAAAAGCGCGCGCUGAAAGUGUACUGGGGCACUGCGACGACGGGACGCCCUCACUGCGCGUACUUCGUGCCGAUCAUCAAGAUCGCCGAGCUGCUCGCUGCGGGAUGCCAUGUUAAGAUUUUGUUGGCGGAUAUACAUGGGUACCUCGAUAACAUGAAGGCGCCUCUCGAGCUCGUGGAGUUCCGCGCUGCUUACUACUCGAGGUUGAUUAAGGCUUUACUUCGCGCGGUGGGCGUGGAUUUGAGUCUACUUGAGUUCGUGCUGGGGAGCUCGUACCAGCUGGGGAAGGAAUACACGAUGGACCGCUUUAAGUUGGAGGGUGUGACGCGGAUCAGCGUCGCUCAGAAGGCGGGAGCGGAGGUGGUGAAGCAGACUGACGACCCGACGCUGGGGGGAUUGAUUUACCCCUUAAUGCAGGCGCUUGAUGAGCAGUACCUUGACGUCGAUGCGCAGUUUGGUGGUGUGGAUCAGAGGAAGAUUUUCACCUUCGCCAUGGAGAAUCUCCCGCGUAUCGGGUAUAAAGUCCGCGCGCAUCUGAUGAAUACGAUGAUUCCCGGGCUGGGGGAGGCGGCGAAGAUGAGCGCCAGUGAUCCGGAUAGUAAGAUUGAUCUCCUGGAGGAUGAGAAGGGGGUAGAGAAGAAGCUGAAGAAGGCGGUGUGUGUGCCGAGGAAGGUGGAGGGGAAUGGGCUGGUUGCGUUUGUGGAACAUGUUAUCUUCCGCGCGGUGGCGUUGAAGAAUGGGGGGGUGGCGAAGUAUGUGGUGGAGAGGAGGGAGGGGGAGGCGUUGGUUUAUGAGGAUGUGGAGGCGUUGAAGAAGGAUUAUGAGGCCGAUAUUUUAACACCCCAACUCCUCAAAUCCUCCCUCACCACCGCCCUCAACGCUCUCCUCGACCCCAUCCGCGCCGAGUUCGCCGCCGACGCCGAAUGGCAAGAGAUCGAGGCAAAGGCCUAUCCCGUCGUCAAGGCUGAGAAGAUAAAGACGAAGGUUAAGAAGGAUAAGGGGGAUCCUGCUAAGCGCGCUGCUGCUGCUGCUGCGAGGAAGGGGGUGGUGGUUGUCCAGGGGGAUGGGAGCGUGGAGGCGGGGAUUGAGGGGGUUAAGGAGGAGGUUGUGUUGGGGACGGGGACGGGGACGGGGACGGGGGUGGAUGGGGUUGCGGAGAAGUUGGAGAGUGCUAAGGUGGAGUAG
Molecule: messenger RNA, 1387 nt
Organism: Pseudogymnoascus destructans
Lineage: Eukaryota; Fungi; Ascomycota; Leotiomycetes; Thelebolales; Thelebolaceae
Gene: TYS1
Product: Tyrosine--tRNA ligase cytoplasmic
Exons: 2
Coding region: 83-1387 (434 amino acids)
Biological process (GO): tyrosyl-tRNA aminoacylation
Molecular function (GO): tyrosine-tRNA ligase activity; ATP binding
Source: RefSeq, a predicted model, not a curated record